CCGAGCGCUUCAAACCCGACGGACGGACCGCUGCAGUCUGGAGCCGCGUGGAAGGACUGCACACCCCAUUUAUUUCACAACGCCUAGGUGGCGAGCCCGAAUCAGCGCUUUCUUUGAUUUGUCCUCAAGCAUCGUCCUCAAACUGGUUUAUUCAUCUUAUUCGCGCCAUGGCCAACAAAGAGGAGAAAGCUGACGAGAAACAGUCGAGUUGGAAGGAUUUCAUCUACAACCCGCGGACGGGAGAAUUCAUCGGGCGCACCGCGAGCAGCUGGGCUCUUAUAUUCCUCUUCUAUCUGGUCUUCUAUGGCUUCCUGGCGGGGAUGUUCACUCUCACCAUGUGGGUGAUGCUACAGACACUGGAUGAUCACACUCCCAGAUACAGGGACCGAGUGGCCAAUCCAGGGCUGAUGAUCAGGCCGAAGUCCUUUGAAAUUAAAUUUAACCGAUCGAUUCCCCAGCAAUACAUCGAAUAUGUGCAGCACCUGGAGUCGUUCCUGCAGCCGUACAAUGACUCUCUGCAGGAGGUGAAUGAGGCCUGUCCCGAGGAUAUGUACUUUGAGCAAGACGAGUUUGAGGUGAAGAAGGUUUGCCAGUUCAAGAGAAGUAUGCUACGACAGUGCUCUGGACUGGCUGACAGCAAUUUUGGUUAUUCCGAGGGUAGGCCGUGCAUCCUAGUCAAGAUGAAUCGAGUGAUUGGGCUUAGGCCACGAGGAGACCCACAUAUCAACUGUGUAGUCAAGAGAGAUACUCCCCUGCAGAUGCAGUAUUUCCCCAUUGAAGGCAAACUGGACAAGCGUUACUUCCCCUAUUAUGGCAAGAAAUUGCAUGCGAACUACGUCCAGCCGAUCGUAGCCGUGAAGCUGCUGCUGAUGGAGGACGACUAUAACUCUGAGCUCACCAUCGAGUGUAAGGUGGAGGGUUCGGACCUGCUCAACAACAACGAGCGCGACAAGUUCCUGGGCCGCGUCAUCUUCCGUGUCAAAGUGACCAAGUAGCCUGGAUCAUUCCCCGGAGACGCACGAUGUCACUUCCUCUCACGCGAAUCCUUCUCAUGUUCAUCACGUCCAUAUCACGCACCUCGUCCCCUGUGUAGUGUCCUACCGAGCGCAGUACGAAUGCAGUUCAGAGCUCGUCCUGGAUUGAAGUGUAGCUGGAUGCACACAGACCCUCGCUGGCCCUGCGUUACGGACAGGUCAGCGAGGGAAAAGUGCACGUGUGUUAAGGUUAAUUAAGAUUUCAGGACUUAUUUCUCAUCGUAAUUCAUCGAUUCACCCAUUUGUCAUAAAACAAGCCAAUGGAAAUCAAAUGUAAAGACGCAUACGUUCUCCUCCGAUGCCUCGUCAUUCGAGAGAAGCUAGAGUCAUCGUGUAGUCAGUAUAGGGACCUGUAAAUAGAUGCAUAAACACGUGGAUGUGGUCUGCUCCCCUCAUAGUACUGUUUAGCCUGCUGUGUGUGUGUGUGUGUGUGUGUGAUGUGAAGCCUACAUGUACAUAUUUAAUGGAUUUUAAACACUUUUUCUUUGUCAUUGCUCCCACGUCGUCCGACUGCUGUAAGAAAUCAAGAGUAUGAAAUUAUAUAAUAGCUGUAAUUUAAGAUUAUUGAGAAAUGAAAAUAAAUAAAUAGAGGAGGGGGAAACGCCAAAAAAAACAUCUAUAUAUCGAAGCUGGUUUGAAAUCAUCUGAGAGAAAGGAUCUUUUUAAACCUCUGCAGAAACGGUUCUUUGUGCAGAUGCCUUACGAUCUGUAUGAGUUUAAAAAUCUUGAAAUAAAAGUGAUUUUAAACAAA
Molecule: messenger RNA, 1785 nt
Organism: Carassius gibelio (silver crucian carp)
Lineage: Eukaryota; Metazoa; Chordata; Actinopteri; Cypriniformes; Cyprinidae
Gene: atp1b3b
Product: ATPase Na+/K+ transporting subunit beta 3b
Exons: 7
Coding region: 168-995 (275 amino acids)
Biological process (GO): intracellular sodium ion homeostasis; sodium ion export across plasma membrane; intracellular potassium ion homeostasis
Cellular component (GO): sodium:potassium-exchanging ATPase complex
Molecular function (GO): ATPase activator activity
Source: RefSeq, a predicted model, not a curated record